UAGAGAUGCAUAUAUGGUAAAUUUACAAAACAAAAUCCAACGCUAAUUACCAAGUCUCUUUUUGCUUUUAAAUUAGUAAGGUGCAGCAGAUAUCAUAAUAAUUUCUCUUUCCUUCCUUCGGGUUUAGUUUUCUUUGCAAUUUCUCCAUGUUUUUCAGAAAACCUUUACUACCAACUCCAUGGAAAGGCCACCACAGAGGAAAUAACUUCUCCAAAACCAAUGUAACACAUUAUUAUUACACCCUUUUCUCUGUCAGAUACAUUCUCUUCCUCUUAAUCUUCCUUUCUUCCUGCUUUCUUUUACUUAUUGCUCCCUUUUGCUUUUCCUCUACUUACACUGAACUGCUUUUCCCCAAUACUACAACAAGAAAAUGGCUGCCAAUCACCCCCACUACUUGCCCUGGAAACCUGUCACUCUUUGUGUAUCAGCUGCCACCUGACUUCAACCUGGGUCUCCUCCGCGACUGCACCCACCUCAACGUUUACACGGACAUGUGUCCCCAUGUCGCCAACCACGGCCUUGGUCAACCGAUGUCCUCUGCCGGCUCCUGGUUCGCCACCCACCAGUUUCUUGCUGAGAUGAUCUUCCACGCCCGACUCGAGAACCACCCAUGUCGCACCUGGGAUGCCACCCUUGCCAAUCUCUUCUACGUCCCCUUUUAUGGUGGUCUCUACGCAUCCAGCAAGUUCCGCGAAGCCAAUCUAACCGCACGCGAUGAAUUAGCCGUUAGAUUAGUUGAGUACCUCCAAAUGCAGCCAUGGUGGCAUAGGCAUCUGGGGAAGGACCAUUUUUUAGCCCUGGGGAGAACCGCAUGGGAUUUCAUGAGGAACACCAAUGGUGGGCCGGACUUCGGAGCCAACUGCCUCCUAAAUUUGCCACCUGUCAAAAACAUGUCGGUGCUGACCGUAGAGAGACAGCCAUGGCAAGGAUCAAAUCAAUACGGCGUGCCGUACCCUUCCUAUUUCCACCCAUCCAGUGUCGUUCAGAUGAAUGCGUGGCAGCAGAAGAUGAUUCGAGCAGAGAGGAACCACCUAUUUUCUUUCAUUGGAGGUCCUCGGAAGGGGGUGGAGAAAGCCGCCGUACGAGAUGAGUUAAUAAAGCAAUGCAAUGAGUCAACUCGGUGCAAGCUUCUGAAAUGCGGGAGGAACGGCGACAGUAAAUGCCAUGAACCGUUGGAGGUGAUUAAAGUAUUAAGUCAGUCUCAUUUUUGUUUGCAAGCGCCAGGAGACUCGUUCACCAGACGAUCGACAUUCGACUCAGUGCUGGCGGGUUGCAUACCGGUGUUCUUCUCGAAGCACACGGCGUACACCCAGUACGGCUGGUAUUUUCCAGCGAAUGCGAGUGCAUAUUCGGUUUACAUAGAUGAGAGUGAGAUUGAGAAGAAAAGCAUAGAGGAAGAGCUCUCGAAGAUUUCGAGCGAUAGAGUGGAGAGAAUGCGUAGAAAAAUAAUAGAGGUGAUGCCAACUCUAACUUAUGCCCACCCGAAUUCUAGCAACAUUCGAUUUCGCGACGCGGUUGAUGUUGCACUUACAGCACUAGUUCAGCUUAAGCAUGCACCCUCCAAAUCAUAAGGGAUGUUAUGAAAGUAGUGUUUUCUUCUCUCUUCUACAUUGAUAUAAUUAAGAAUUUAUUUACCCAAAAAAUCAAUAAAAAAGUAUAAUAAUUAUAAAUUUUACUUAA
This is a messenger RNA of Hevea brasiliensis (rubber tree), 1680 nucleotides long. Its product is annotated as probable xyloglucan galactosyltransferase GT17. The record is from RefSeq and is a predicted model, not a curated record. The transcript has a single exon. Gene Ontology annotation, molecular function: glycosyltransferase activity. NCBI's taxonomy places the organism in Eukaryota, Viridiplantae, Streptophyta, Magnoliopsida, Malpighiales, Euphorbiaceae. Bases 147 to 1571 code for a protein of 474 amino acids.